AUGAUUGGCAAAGGUGGUUUUGGGUCUGUGUUUCUGGCUUACAACAACAAACCCACUUCAAGCUUCAAAGAUUUUCCACCUGUUAUGGCUGUGAAAUCGGUGGAGGCCACUUCUUGCUCUGAGCUUGUUAAGGAGAAGAUUCUUCUGCAGAUUGUCAAGGAUUGUCCGUUCAUCAUCCGAUUUUAUGGGGAAGAUGUUACAGUGGGUUACAAGGGUAAAAUAAUUAUCAAUUUGUUCUUGGAGUAUGCUUCUGGAGGUUCACUGAUGGAUUUGAUUGAAAAAUCCAAAGCAUCCGAAGGAGUUGGGUUGGUUGAAUCUCAAGUAAAAAAGAUUACCGAAUCAAUUCUUAAAGGGAUUAAACGCAUUCAUGAAGCUGGUUAUGUGCAUUGUGAUUUGAAGCCGCAGAACAUUUUACUUGUCCCCCAAGAAAACUCCUCUGCCACUCCUUUUGUGGCCAAGAUUGCAGAUUUUGGCCUUGCAAAGGCAGCUCAAGGGCUUACCAGGAGUUCCGAAGUGAAAGGAACUCUCAUGUACUUACCGCCUGAAGCAGUGAACUUUGGUAUCCAAGACCAACCCUCUGACGUUUGGGCUCUUGGUUGUAUUGUGCUAUGUAUGUUGACUGGAAAAAUUUAUCCAUGGGAUUUGAAAUCUUGGGAAGGAAAUCGCGAGCUUAAGCAGAAGAUUUCAGAGGAUUUUCCUGAAAUUCCAAAUGGGUUAUCUAAAAAGGCUAAGGAUUUCUUGAAGCAAUGUUUUAUGAGAAGUCCAUAUGAUAGACCCACUGCUGAUAUGCUGCUGGGCCAUCCAUUUAUUUGUUCUGGAUUGGGCAGAGGAGAUGAUGAAGAUAAAGAAGAGCUAAUGUCUGUCCAUUCAGUGCAGGCUUCAUCUUGCAAAUUGUCUGAGCCUCAUGAUGAAUUCAGAGCUAGCUUUAUACCUCUUCUAAACUCAAGCUUUGGAGAAACAGAGGAAGUCCAAGGGAAGAUAACACCUGUAAUCUCGGACAGGCUAUCAAGUUCUGCCGUCUGUAGUGCAGCAUAG
This is a messenger RNA of Ziziphus jujuba (common jujube), 1035 nucleotides long. RefSeq names its product mitogen-activated protein kinase kinase kinase 20. The transcript has a single exon. Gene Ontology annotation, biological process: protein phosphorylation. Bases 1 to 1035 code for a protein of 344 amino acids. Gene Ontology annotation, molecular function: ATP binding; protein kinase activity. NCBI's taxonomy places the organism in Eukaryota, Viridiplantae, Streptophyta, Magnoliopsida, Rosales, Rhamnaceae. The record is from RefSeq and is a predicted model, not a curated record.